This is a messenger RNA of Neopsephotus bourkii (Bourke's parrot), 1910 nucleotides long. RefSeq names its product solute carrier family 37 member 3 (gene SLC37A3). Gene Ontology annotation, cellular component: endoplasmic reticulum membrane. Gene Ontology annotation, biological process: transmembrane transport. The coding region runs from base 169 to 1566 and encodes 465 amino acids. The transcript is spliced from 14 exons. Lineage: Eukaryota; Metazoa; Chordata; Aves; Psittaciformes; Psittacidae. The record is from RefSeq and is a predicted model, not a curated record. Gene Ontology annotation, molecular function: transmembrane transporter activity.
GGCAGCGGCGAGGGGCCGCACUACAGCUCCCGCCAUGCCCCUGGGCCCGCCCGCCGGAAGAGCCGCCUCCCUCCUCCGGCUUCCUGCGGGCUGUGCCGGCCGCUGCGCUCGCGAGAAGAAAAAUGACCUAAGCAUCAUCCAGCCUUUGUGGCCGGGGCUGCCAGGAGCAUGGCAUUGCCUGGAAGUUUACGGAGGCAGCCUGCAGACAGAGGCCUUGCGUCCCAUUGCACCCACCAUCAUAUUGUUGUGUUCCUGCUGACCUUCUUCAGCUACUCCUUGCUCCAUGCUUCCAGAAAGACGUUCAGUAAUGUCAAAGUCAGCAUUUCCAGCCAGUGGACUCCCUCCUGCCUGAACACCACAGCCCCUGAGCUCCGGCCAUAUGAGCUCUGGAGCAGCAACCAUUUAUUUCCAAAUGCAGAAGAAGCAACUCUCUUCUUGGGGACGUUGGACACUAUCUUUUUGUUUUCCUAUGCUGUGGGUCUCUUUGUCAGUGGCAUAGUUGGUGAUCGCCUGAAUUUACGCUGGGUUUUGUCUUUUGGCAUGUGUUCUUCUGCUCUUGUGGUGUUCUUCUUCGGCACACUUACAGAAUGGUUGCAUUUCUACAACAAGUGGUUCUACUGCUGUCUCUGGGUUGUGAAUGGUUUACUGCAGUCCACUGGUUGGCCCUGCGUGGUUGCGGUCAUGGGCAAUUGGUUUGGAAAAGCUGGAAGAGGUUUUGUGUUUGGACUUUGGAGUGCCUGUGCAUCUGUGGGAAAUAUCCUUGGGGCAUUCCUUGCCUCCUGUGUUCUCAAAUACGGCUAUGAGUAUGCUUUCUUGGUGACAGCCUCAGUACAGUUUGCUGGAGGAGUCAUUGUGUUCUUUGGGCUGCUGACAUCACCAAAGGAAGUGGGCCUCCCUGAGCUUGGAGCAGACGAAGAUGGCAGUGUGGAGGAAGAUGCCAACAGACCUUUAAUGAGCAAUGAUGAUGCUGAUGACGAUGACCGGAAUUACUCUAUUCAAGCAACUGACACUGACAACCAUCCAAAGGCCAUUGGCUUUUUCCAGGCUUGCUGCCUUCCGGGUGUAGUACUGUACUCUUUGGCUUAUGCUUGCUUGAAACUGGUGAAUUACUCCUUCUUCUUCUGGCUGCCCUUCUACCUCAGCAACAAUUUUGGAUGGAAAGAAGCAGAAGCUGACCAGCUCUCAAUCUGGUAUGAUGUGGGAGGAAUCAUAGGUGGGACUAUCCAGGGCUUGAUUUCUGAUGUGCUGCAGAAGAGAGCCCCAGUACUAGCAAUUAGCCUGCUCUUUGCUGUCGGCUCGCUUUUUGGUUACAGCCGUUCUCCAAACAGCAAACCUAUCAAUGCUGUGAUCAUGGCAAUUACAGGAUUUUUCAUCGGAGGCCCUUCCAACAUGAUCAGUUCUGCAAUUUCUGCUGACCUGGGGCGCCAGGAUCUGGUGAAAGGCAGCAGCGAGGCUCUGGCAACAGUCACGGGAAUUGUGGAUGGAACGGGCAGUAUUGGUGCUGCAGUGGGCCAGUCAGACGCAGGUUCAUCCCAGGACUGUUUAUCAAGGCAUGGCAACAAGUAGGACAAAUGGCAAAAGGCGGCUGCUGUGCCUGCUGUUGAAUGCAGAGGAGCUGUUACAUGAGGAGAGACGCAGAAUGGGAGCCCUGUUGCAAUAGCAGGCAUGCCUCGGCCUUGUGCCAGCACAAGUGACUUCUGACUUAGUGCACACCUCUGAAACACCAGGUGAGCACGUGUGCAGGGGUUGUAGAGUCUCUGCUGGCGGUGGCUUUUUGCUGCUUAGCUUCAUUUCUGUGCACAUCUGCAGUGCUGUUUGGAGCUACUGGAGCUCCCAGGCCUGUUCUAAGGACUCUCUUGGCCCUGUGUGCUCAGGCAGUGGCAGGGCUGGUUUGCCUGAGAGAGUCAUAG